This is a messenger RNA of Trichoderma harzianum CBS 226.95, 1659 nucleotides long. RefSeq lists its product as hypothetical. NCBI's taxonomy places the organism in Eukaryota, Fungi, Ascomycota, Sordariomycetes, Hypocreales, Hypocreaceae. Gene Ontology annotation, molecular function: DNA-binding transcription factor activity, RNA polymerase II-specific; transcription cis-regulatory region binding; zinc ion binding. The coding region runs from base 1 to 1659 and encodes 552 amino acids. Gene Ontology annotation, biological process: positive regulation of transcription by RNA polymerase II. The transcript is spliced from 3 exons. The record is from RefSeq and is a predicted model, not a curated record. Gene Ontology annotation, cellular component: nucleus.
AUGGGCUCAGUCCAACCACCCACGAAGCCAUGCCACAACUGCCGUCGGCAGCGGCUCCGUUGUGACCGCUCGUAUCCACACUGCAACAAGUGCGCCGCCUCGGGCAAAGAGUGUCUCGGAUACGGCAAGCUGUUUCGCUGGACCGGAGCCAUAGCCAGUCGCGGGAAGCUCGCCGGCCGGACCUCGAGCGCGCCUGUAAAUGCGGACGCGGGCGACGCCGAAGAUGCUGACGCCGGUACUGGCACAGACGGGGACGGAGACGAGACGACGCAGGCCGGCUCUGUGUCACCCGUUGUGCGCUCUCGCAGGAGCUCACCGAAUGCCGGAGCUCUGAAUGGGUACUUUGCAAGACGAUCAUCGACUGGUGCAGAAGCCUUGCAGGUCGUUUCCGUUUCCCAACCUGCGUCUCCCACCGCCAAGCUGAGCAGCCCUUGGGUGUUGGUCGAUCCGCUGUUUCAAGGCCUGGACCAGGCUCAUCGGUUCUAUCUCAACUACUUCACCACCCGUGUGUGCAAAGAUCUGGUCUCCAAUGACGGGCCAGAAUGCAAUCCUUUCCGCAGUCUCAUCCCGCUGACUCGUGCUCACCCAUUGCUGCAGCACAUCAUUGUUGCAGCUUCAGCCGCACACAUGUCCAACUUGAUUAGAAUGGGCCUACCGUACCCCGAUGGCGGGUUUAUACCCGCCAACCGAGAUGCAGCAUCAACUAGGGCGCUGAAUGAUGCAUUGGUUUCUAAACACACAGCGCUGAAGCUAAUGUCUACCGCCAUCCAAAAUCUCGAUACCAUUAAUGCUGACGUCGUGCUCGCAGCCUCGCUUUUUUUCAUCAACGUGGAGUUGAUUGAAUCUGGAAAGCAUGGAUGGAGGGCACAUCUCGAGGGAGCUGCAAAGAUCAUGUCCUUCCUGCAGCUUACCAAGGCCUGGGAUAGCUCAUUACGGGAUUACCUUCUCUCAGACUGCUUCAUCUACUUUAUCCUGGCAUCAGCAUUUAUGCCGGCACGAUAUGCAGCGUCGCUGAACUUUGAGUCUUCCCAGAUUCCAUUUGUGCUCGGCAAGACGGUGGCAAAUAGUUACUUGUGCUGCCCGCCAGAGCUGAUGGAAAUCUUACACGAGGCCUCCCAGCUUUCAAAUAGUGUGAUGGGGGACGAGUCCAACGAAGCCACUACCAUGGCUGCUCUGGAGCUCAUCGAUCGUGCUCAAGCUUACGAUAUUUAUGCAUGGGCUCGCGAUACAGCCAGAGCUCUUGAUCUGCCAAACGAUGUUAUGCAAAGUCGCAUGCAUGCAGGGGCCAGUCAUCGCUUAGCUGCCUGUAUAUAUAUCUUACAGGCUAUUCCAUCUGCCGGGGAGAGGCUUGGUCCGGAGUUUGCCGCCUUCUUGACGGAUGACCUACUGGCGCACUUGAACAUGAUGCCUGUAGAAGACCCCAAUUUCAAGGCAACGACGUGGCCGACAUUUAUUAUCGGUGCGGAGACGAGGGAUCCGGUACGGCAAAAAUUCAUAAUGGAAAGACUACGCAUCAUGACUACAGUAUGUCCGUGGGGCUUUAUCCAUACUGCCAUGGAAACGCUUCAGGUUAUCUGGAAUCUGGCUGCUGAAGAAAGAGGAUCCAAGAGUUGGGUGCAAACGCUGAAAGAUCCAGAAAUGAAUUUCUUAAUCGUCUGA